CUACGUAAUAAAUUAAGUCGGGAAAAACGGAAAUAACUAAUAAAUUGGAGAAUGAAAGAGGACAAACAAGUAGCAGAGAACAAAUGUUAAAGAUUGUCGAGGACUUUUACACCAAGUUCUACAGAAAUCUGAGUCAAGCAGAAGCAUCUAAAAAUAUACAUAAUGAACCAAGGAUCGGAAGAGAUGCCAACGAUAAGAGAAAAUAAGGUCUUAAAGCCGUUGUCAGAAAUGAAGAACAACAGAGCAUCUGGCGAGGACAGUGUUGUUGUAGAAGCAACUAAACUCUUUAAUAAUAACCCCACAAUGAUGGAAUAGCACCAGUAUUGUUAUUAUGCACAAAACGUGUCGAAUUAAUAUAACAUGAUAGUAGCUUUAAUUUAAAUGCGUUGUGUUGAGCGAAAAGUGAUAUAGGCAUUUAUUGAUUUGGAUGAAAGAUGUAAUGAGUACGUAUAAGAAGAAUGUUUUUCCUAUUGAGCACUUGGAUUUAUCGAGAAAGAAAGAUACAAAGUUAUAUAGGACUUUACUGAUGUCGAAACUGCGUUUCCGUGGAGUCGCUGCGGAAAAGCGCGGAACCUCAUGUCGUGCUGGGCUUUCUGAUGGAUAGAGUUAAUUUCAAUUAGUAAAAAAUGGUAGAGAACCGCAUUAACACAAAAAACAAGGAAAGUUGUUAGUAAACGGAGUGUCUAUAAAGUGAGCAUAUUGUUAACACGAGUGGCGGAAACAAGCAUGAUUUAGUUGAAAAUGGUCAAAAGCGUUUGCAAAAACAAACAUUUUGUGAGAAACUAUUUGGUGGAUACCCAAGGAAUUUUGUCUACAAAUUCAGAUUCUGCACCGGCCAAGCAAUGUUAAACCGUAGAUUUAUUAAUUAUAAGUUCUCGAAGUGACGGUAUCUGAGAGGUCAGCCCAAGUGAAAUAUUAACACAAAACUGCGUUGCAGGCUGUACAAAAUACAACUUCCUUAAUUGACCCUUUCUCUUCUGUUAAGUGUAUUGCGGAACAAAUUUGCAGUUAGAAUGACAUUUUCCUACAUCUUCUAGAAGGUUGUAAAAACUUUACUAGCAAUAUAAAGCCUAUGGGGUCGAAAAGGUCGCAUGUAUACCCUUCUUUUAUGUUAACCUUUAUCUUCUAGAUACACUCUGAGUAUCACAUUUCUGAUACUUUAUCGUUAAUGGUUUCUAAAUAAGUCCAUUAUAGUUGGCGGCCGUGACCAUGAUUUCGAUGUUAUGUACAUACAAUGUACGCUGUUUACAGUCCAAAGAGGAAGCGGUCAGCGCAUCAGCGGCAGCGGUAGCACGAUUCCCAAUUUGUAGCGUUUUGUGUUCAGUACCACUGUAUCGUUUUGCCGGUCCCGCAUUUGAAAAUUAAACGCUGGUACUCUCGUUCGCGUACAGCCAAUUCGUAAUUAGUAGUAAACGUGCAGCGUAGUUGCACGCAAAGACAAAUAAAGUUAGAUCCGCUUUGGGCUCAGCCCUGUUCUGUUUGCAAUUCGAUCGAUCGCUAAGGGAUGACCCAAGGGGAGCGUUUGCAAUGAUUCACCCCCCGAGUGCAGCCUGUGCCUUCAAACCUGCCAGUUCAAGUGGUCAGAUUGUUUGGUGUUUGUGUCGUGCAUUGUUUAAUAAUCAUUUAUUUGAAUUGAACAUUACUAUUUUUUAACACUAUCUGCAUCCAAGAUAGAGAAAUGCUGUUGCCGACGUCGAAUUCCAAUUGUCCAAUCGGUUUUCAAAACGAUAUCUAUCACGAAGUGGCGGAAAAAACCAAAUUUUUGACUUUGAAAUGUACGGGAAAACAACGAACUCACAACAGCCAUGCGAGAAGUAAAAGUGCUGAACGAAUUAAAUUUCGAUUUUGCGCCUGUACUGGACCAAAAAAGAACAAAAAAUCCGCAAAGUGGUAUGUAAAGCAGCCCACAUGGCGGCUUUGGGGAGAAGAAAAAGCAGAUGGCGCCCUGUAUACAGUCUACCUCAAAAAAGUCCGGUACCAUCGACCAACCAGAAGUGUUUCGUCUUCACAUUCGGACUCGGACGAUGAAAUCUCGCAUUUAGAAUGGGAAACUGUGCGAGUCCGUUUUGUGAAAGCCGGCACACUUAAAAACUUGGUCGAAGCUCUUUCAACUGAUGAUGGAGAGCUGGAAACUACGUAUAUCAAUGUGUUUUUAGCUACUUAUAGAAGUUUUUCUACUGCAAAAGAAGUACUAACGUUACUGUUGGAGCGGUACGAAGAACUAACACAGUCUGCUCAAAAUGGAAGACCGGAACAACAUGACCAACAUAAAAAAACUCUCAUAUCCGCCCUACAUGUUUGGCUCGAUAGUUACCCAGAAGACUUCAAAGACCCUCCAAAUUAUCCCGCCCUUCGACUACUGCUCAACUUUUCUGAAGACUAUUUACCAAAUACCGAGUUAGAUGCCAAAGUUCGUCAUAGGCUCGAUAGAUAUUCAAGGGAAGCUCAUGUCGAUCCCCUUUUAGCACCCCCGCCUGCUUUUGCGAUGAGAUCUAUCGCGUCAUCCGGAUGGAGGAAUUACAAGUUACCAGACGUACCAGUAAGGCAUUUUGCCGAACAACUUACCAGAAUGGAUGUGGAUUUAUUUAAGAAGCUAGUCCCACAUCAAUGCUUAGGAGCAGUGUGGUCUCGUCGAGAUCGAAGUCGCUCUCACGAAGCUGCCACUGUUUUAGCUACAGUUAAUCAAUUCAAUGCAGUAUCAUUUAGGGUAAUUUCCUCAAUAUUAGUUGAACCAGGCCUAAAAACAUAUGACAGAGCGUGUCUGAUAGCAGGUUGGAUAGACAUAGCUCAAGAACUUAGACUCAUCAAGAACUUCAGCAGUUUAAAGGCGAUUAUUAGUGGAUUACAGAGUAACCCGAUAUACAGGCUUCAAAAAACUUGGCAAGCAAUAGCCAAAGAAAAAAUUGAACUAUUUGAUGAGCUGGCUCGCAUAUUUAGUGAAGAUAACAAUCAGUGGACACAACGAGAGCUUCUAAUGAAAGAGGGAACUGCCAAAUUUGCAGACACAGUUGGAGAAAACGACAAACAACUGCAAAAGAUCUUCCAACGCCAGAACAAUCAUACCGCGAAUAUUUCAUUUGGUACCAUUCCCUAUUUGGGAACGUUCCUCACUGAUCUCACUAUGAUAGAUACUGCCAUUCCAGACUCUAUUGGUGAUGGUUUGAUUAACUUUGAUAAGAGAAGGAAAGAAUUUGAAGUCCUGGCUCAGAUCAAGCUAUUACAGGGUGCUGCAAAUGCUUAUCACUUUAUGGAAGAUCCAGCUUUCGAUAGAUGGUUCGACUCGAUUUUGGUCCUGGAUGACCGAGAAGCCUAUCAACUCAGUUGUCAAAUCGAACCUGCUACCAAUGGACAAAACAGAAAGGACCGGAGCAACAAAGCGAGGGGGAUUCCUGGUCAUCAGAAGAACGACUCAAUUACAAGCACAAGCAGCAGUAACAGCUCUCAAUUUUACUGUGAUGUUGAUAGUAUCACUAGUUCACCACAUAAUAGCAUUGAUCGUAAAAUGAGUCCCAGUCAAAUGUCGAAUUCGAGUAGUAAUUCUUCGUUGCCAAGUUUGGAUAUUAGUUUAAACAGUUCGCAUUCGGGUAGCGCCACAAAUCGACUUCAAGUGCCUUUAUCUAACAAUUCUGGAACUCUUAGCAAUAAUUCACAGAAAAGUAGUCCCGAUUUUUAUAUCAUCAAGGUUACAUACGAAACAGACAAUCCAGAAACAGAAGGAAUAGUCUUAUACAAGAGCAUAAUGCUUAGUAACAAUGAACGGACACCCCAAGUAAUCCGAAAUGCGAUGUAUAAGCUAGGGUUGGAAGGAAAUCCCGAUCAGUAUACACUUGCUCAAGUAUUACCAGAUAAAGAGAUGACCUUGCCUUCAAAUGCGAAUGUUUAUUAUGCCGUAAACACCGCCCACAAUUUGAACUUCAUUCUUCGUUCCAAGCCAACUGAUCUUACUCCCACUGGCAAAGGUCUGAAAGGAAAGUCUAAAUCAUAGCAAAUGUUGAGAUGGAACACUUUUGUCUAGUGAGAGCCAAGUACGCUCACCAUCCGUUUAUAGUAAUUAACUAAACUGCACAGAUAAAAGUGGCCCUUAUAAGUUAUGUAAAUAAUGUGAAUCCUUUUUAUAACAAACAUAACAUCUGUGAUAAAAGUAAUGCUAUACUCACUCAGUAAUCAUCACGCCAAGUAAAUUAUUUUUUUAUUUAUUUGACAGUAUAGUUUCUAUACGAAAUUAGGUAAUUUUGGUAUUAGUAAGAUCUACGAGUUUGUCGAUGUGAUGUUAAUCACAAAUAAGCUCUUUUGAGCUCUAAGUUGAGCAUAGGAACCCAAAAUAGCAUGGAAUUUCUCAAUCGAGUACUAUUUCAGAUUUAAUAUGUCCCAGUAUUCAGAGAAACAUAAAUUCAAAAGGGGGUAGAUGUUUUAUAGUACAAAAGAAAUCUAAAGUGUAUGUAUUUCAAAGGUAAACAUGAAGUAAACCAUAAUCUAUAAACAGCUAGCAAAAGCAACAAGAAUUUAUUAUAAUUUGCUCAAUAACGCAUUGAUAAUGAUUAAUGAUUACGAACGCAAAAACAACAUAAUAUUCAGAGCAAACGCUUUUUAUUCGCCUCAAUUUCUUGUCUGUGUUUUUUUUAUCAACAAGAAUACGGAGGAAAAUGUUUAACCGUGUUUAUCUUUUAAGGAAAAGCACUGUAGAGCCAAUUGCUCUCAAAAUAGAAGACAUGUCGUAAGUACAUUUGGCUGUAAUAAAUAAAAUCGACAAGCUCUCGAAUGUUCGGCAUCUGCUGAUAAUUAUCUGUUCCUUACGCAAAUUAGACUCCCAAACAUAUCAUAUUCGAGUCACUGAGUUUUCAUGGUGUCUAUAGCAUUUUGUCUUAUAACAAAGGUAUAGUCAAUGGUCAAUCCCAUUAGAAAAUCGGUUGAUAGUCAAAACCUACCUACUUUUUUAAGUUAACAGAACCAAUUCUGAGGAAACCUGGUAAAUAUUUUAAUUUUAAUUGCCCCAGUGUAGAAAUUUUGUUCUUAAUUAUUUAAAUUAGACACUAAACAAUACGGUCAAAGCUAAAAACGUUUUCCGGAUUACUGAAGGAAAAUGCUUGCACUAAAAAAUGUUUUUUGUCGUCAUCUUCUUGCGUCUCUGGCCAACACUUUAGAAUUAUAUUAGUUCGUAGUUUUUUAUUACCGUUUGUAGCAUUGAUGUUGAUGCUCGUGCAUUAUCUAUAUAUUUAUCAUGUAGUGUUUUUGCAGGUAGGUAACCUACCUACAGAAAAACUACUAAAGACUAAUACGUAAAAAAACGUAACCUAUUCAACUUUUGGAGAUUUUUCCUCUUGGAAGCUACAAAAUAUCGGCAAAUAUAAUAUUUCAAAUACAAUUUUUGAUAACUAAAAUAUCAAUGUUUUACUCGAAGCAUCAACAAGAUUUUAACACGCACAAUAUGCUCGAAUGGAUAAUAAUGCAAAUAUUUUUGUAAGCUUUAUAUUUGUGAAGUAUAUUGUACAAUAUUAUAAUAAAUCGGGUCUCAAAAAUAAGAGUUACGUGAACUAACCAAAGAUAAAAAUAGUUUAACUUCAAAUGUUGGUGGGUGUAAUUAAGAAAGAAGUGUUACAAGCCCAGACCGUCUCAAUUAUAGUUACCUUAAAACAUUUCGGUUUCAACCAGAAUAAAAAAUGUCUUCAUUUGAUAUUCCAUUUUUAGGUUUCCUUUAUUUAAUGUCUCUCUAUUAUUAUGGGGCCAAUGGAACUAAACCUAUAAUACUCUACAUCCUAUACAUAUUUAGUUAACAUAGUAAUAAGCCCUAUUUUCUUAUAAAACAAUCUUUGGUUAAAGCUUUUUUUACUGUAGAAAUAUAUUUAUUAUCCAUAGAAGAAUACGAAUGAGUUGAGUGUGUACCUAGCUUAGUUGCUCUUAGAUCUGAUCAUCCUGAAUUGUGGUACUUUAGUACUAUUUUUUAGAUAAUGCUAGGCAAUAAUAAGUCCAUAGAAAUAGGCUUUUUGUAAAAAUUAUACAGUUGUAUUUUUUCAAUAAACAUUUUUUAACAAUA
Dendroctonus ponderosae (mountain pine beetle) is the source of this 6031-nucleotide messenger RNA. RefSeq names its product ral guanine nucleotide dissociation stimulator-like 1 (gene Rgl). The record is from RefSeq and is a predicted model, not a curated record. The transcript is spliced from 15 exons. NCBI's taxonomy places the organism in Eukaryota, Metazoa, Arthropoda, Insecta, Coleoptera, Curculionidae. Gene Ontology annotation, biological process: positive regulation of GTPase activity; Ras protein signal transduction. Gene Ontology annotation, molecular function: guanyl-nucleotide exchange factor activity. Gene Ontology annotation, cellular component: plasma membrane. Bases 1679 to 3985 code for a protein of 768 amino acids.